This is a messenger RNA of Huiozyma naganishii CBS 8797, 1383 nucleotides long. It is a transcript of the gene APJ1, whose product is annotated as Apj1p. NCBI's taxonomy places the organism in Eukaryota, Fungi, Ascomycota, Saccharomycetes, Saccharomycetales, Saccharomycetaceae. The transcript has a single exon. Gene Ontology annotation, biological process: protein refolding. Bases 1 to 1383 code for a protein of 460 amino acids. Gene Ontology annotation, cellular component: cytoplasm; cytosol; nucleus. The record is from RefSeq and is a predicted model, not a curated record. Gene Ontology annotation, molecular function: Hsp70 protein binding.
AUGGAGUCCCUCUACGAUGUGCUAGGUGUUGCGAGCGAUGCCUCGCAGAGCGAGAUAAAGAAGGCGUACCGGAAACUCGCGUUGCGAUACCAUCCGGAUAAGAAUAACGGGGACGAGAAGUGUCACGAGGCGUUCCAGAAGAUAUCCCACGCGUACGGGGUGCUUGGGGACGUUGCCCAGCGGCAACGUUACGACCAGUCUGGCGAUGAGAACGAGUCCCUGCAGCCCACGGGUAGUAACGCUGCGGAUCUGUUCUCGUCCUUUUUCAACGGAGGGGGUGUAUACCCCAGUGGCUCAUCGGGUGGACCUGGCCCCAGCAGGGGUCCCAGCCGGGGCCCCAAUAUAAUCCACGAGUUGAAAUGCACUUUGCAGGACUUGUACAGGGGUAAAGUUAUAAAGCUGGCUUUGAGACGGACUGCACCCUGUGAGCGUUGUUCCCUGGGGGCAGCAAACGUGUGUUCCAGUUGCAAUGGAUCCGGUAACAUUACGCGGAUAGAACGUGUGGGCCCCCUGACGCAAACUUGGUCGUCCACUUGCAAUGCGUGUCAGGGCCAAGGUCGGAUGUCAGUGGAUUGCUCGCAGUGUGGUGGGGCGCAGUACUUGAACGAGCGUGUUGUGUUCAAAGUUCAUGUAAAACCGGGCAUGCACGAUGGGCAGACCAUUGUGUUGGAUGGGGAGGCGGACCAAUGUGUGAGAGACAGGCUUGGUCAUCUGACUGUUGCAGAAUCUGGGGAUGUUGUGAUUGUUAUUAGAGAACUCGCAGACGCGAAGUUCAAGAGAAGUGCGUUGAACAAGAGGGAGAACUUGUUUGUUGAUCAGGUUAAAGUUGACCUCACUACAGCGCUUACGGGAGGGAAUGUACUCCUUGAAGACCACCCGAGUGGUAAUUUAAUGAAGAUUAAUAUCUUGCCGGGGGAGUUCUUACCUGAAAACUGUAUCAAAUGUGUUGAAGGGUUGGGCAUGCCGAUUGACGACACUGGGCAGAGGGGGGAUCUGUACAUCCGAUUCUGCACACAUUCACCUCUACAAUUAGAACCAGAGACUAUCGAUAAAUUGAGAGAGGUUCUUCUAAACGACAAAUACGUCAAGACGCAACGCGAAAGAGAAUUGAGAGACUCCGACGAAAGAGUGGGCGACUGUGUAGAGGUCGAGGAGCACGUACUCAACGGACUGCUGACCCCGACAAACAACACCGUUCUAGACCAGUUCGUUGCAAGGGAAACAGGUUCUGAGAACGAGGAUGCGCCAGAUCGGGAGUCAAAGCGUAGAAACAAGAAGCGGAGGCAUUUCAGGUCUCCCUGGGAGAAUCCCUCGGACGGGUUUUGGCGCGCAUUUGAGAGUGGGAGACCUGCAAUGGAUCAGAACAACUGUGCCAUGGAUUGA